AUGGCUUCGGCAUCACCUGCUCCAUCUUCUCUCUUGUCAGCCCGUCCCCUCAGCCCUUCUCAUCCGACGGAGCCAGCCAAGGAUCAGUUCCAAGAGUUGCCUCACACAAAUUCGUCUUACAGCAACUCUGACUGUGACAUCAUGGUGAACAUCAUGACGACAGUGAUAGAAGCUGGGGAUGAGCUGAAAGAAAAGGCACAACUCAACGCUCUUGCAUCUCUUUCCCGUCUGCAGAGCGCGAGCUUGGGCCAGAUCCGAGUAUGGUUGUUCACGACAUCCUUGUACUGGUCAGAGGUUGCGAUGGGUUUUGGGAUUAGAGUGGUGGACAAGUUCGAGACUAACUCAGCGGGCACUCCCAUGUUCUCAUACCUGUUCCAACAUGUUGAGAAUGUUGACUUGUGUGCUGUCAAGAGUCGGUUUGUCUUCGAUGGGUAUGUGAACGGCGACAUCAUCCUCACGAGUCGAGUGCAUUUGACUCUGACUGAAGUCAUGCGGAGAUGGUCCGGCCCAUUGCAAUCAGGGGAGCGACAGGGAGUGCUGGUGAUAGGAAGGCGUCACAACGUGGAGUAUCAGGGGCAGCUGCUGGGAAGCGAUCGGGAGGUGGAGGAGCUGGUGGGGUUUGCGGAGAUGUUUGAGAGCUACGCCAUGGACUACUUCUUCUUCUCGAGAGGCUGGAUGAGUUGGAAUGACAUCCCUAGCUUUGUGGUGGGCAGGAGAGCCUACGACAACUGGCUGGUGGACCAUGCCUUCCACCGCCCGGCCGUCGACCUCAUCGAUGCCACCGCAAGCAUCUUCGCGCUCCAUCUGACGGGGUCGGACGGCAUUCGAGCAGGACACAACAAGGGGAGCGACAACGACCACAACGUGCUGGCAGUGAACCCCUUGACGAUGAGCGUGGUCAGCGAGGUGGAGUGGGAUCACGGGACGACAGAUCAUGCGGGCUACUACACGCAGAUGAUGGGAGGGCAGGUCUUGAUCUACUCGCGCCCGGUGUGGUGA
Messenger RNA from Guillardia theta CCMP2712, 999 nucleotides. RefSeq lists its product as hypothetical. Lineage: Eukaryota; Cryptophyceae; Pyrenomonadales; Geminigeraceae. The transcript has a single exon. The coding region runs from base 1 to 999 and encodes 332 amino acids. The record is from RefSeq and is a predicted model, not a curated record.